This is a messenger RNA of Capsicum annuum, 609 nucleotides long. RefSeq names its product glycine-rich cell wall structural protein. The record is from RefSeq and is a predicted model, not a curated record. Lineage: Eukaryota; Viridiplantae; Streptophyta; Magnoliopsida; Solanales; Solanaceae.
AUGAUGAUGGGUGAGGGAGUGAUGAGGGUAGGGGUGUUAGCAUUGCUUUGCUUUCAUGUUCUUGUGGGGAAUGUGGCUUUGGCUAGAAAUGUGAAGGACUUUGAGGAUGAGAAGUUUUUUACUAUUGGUGAGGGAGGGGGAUUUGGUGGUGGUUUUGGCGCCGGUGGAGGUUUUGGUAGUGAGGAUGGUACAGGGUUUGGUGGCGGCGGUGGAGGUGGCUUUGGUGGUGGUGGUGGGGGAGGAAUAGGUGGAGGCAUUGGUAAAGGUGGUGGCAUUGGCGGAGGAGCUGGUGGCGGUGCAGGAGGCGGGGGUGGAAUAGGUGGAGGCAUUGGUAAAGGUGGCGGCAUUGGAGGUGGAGCGGGGGGAGGUGCAGGAGGCGGUAUUGGCGGGGGAGCUGGAGGUGGAAAAGGAGGAGGAAUUGGUGGUGGUGCUGGUGGAGGAGCGGGUGGUGGCAUUGGAGGAGGAAUAGGAGAAGGUGGUGGCAUUGGUGGAGGAGUUGGUGGUGGUGCUGGAGGUGGUAUUGGCAAAGGUGGGGGCAUUGGUGGUGGUGGUGGUGUAGGUGGAGGUGCCGGUGGUGGUGUAGGAGGUGGAAUUGGCAAGGGUGGUGGC